This is a messenger RNA of Lotus japonicus, 1212 nucleotides long. RefSeq names its product lysine histidine transporter 2-like. The coding region runs from base 16 to 1212 and encodes 398 amino acids. The record is from RefSeq and is a predicted model, not a curated record. Gene Ontology annotation, cellular component: plasma membrane. The transcript has 7 exons. NCBI's taxonomy places the organism in Eukaryota, Viridiplantae, Streptophyta, Magnoliopsida, Fabales, Fabaceae.
CAUAAUCUCACGGCCAUGGUUGGAGCUGGUGUCCUCAGCCUUCCUUAUGCCAUGUCACAUAUGGGCUGGGGUCCCGGCACUACUAUCCUUACCUUGUCAUGGGUGAUCACGUUGUACACACUAUGGCAAAUGGUUGAGAUGCACGAAAUGGUUCCUGGCAAGAGAUUCGACAGGUACCAUGAGUUAGGGCAGUAUGCGUUUGGGGAGAAGUUAGGUAUGUAUAUCGUGGUUCCUCAGCAAAUUAUUGUUGAAGUUGGCACGUGCAUUGUGUACAUGGUCACUGGAGGAAAGUCACUGAAGAAGGUUCAUGAUUCUCUCUGUCCCGAUUGCAAAGAUAUUAAGACUUCAUAUUGGAUAAUCAUCUUUGCCUCAGUGAACCUCGUUAUUUCCCAAUGCCCGAACUUGAACUCUAUUUCCAUUGUCUCUCUUGGCGCAGCCGCCAUGUCCCUCACGUACUCAACUAUCGCUUGGGGUACUUCUAUUAAAAAAGGGAUCGAACCAAACGUAGACUAUAGUAUUAAAUCACACAGUACCGCUGAUGCAAUAUUCAACUUUCUUUCUGCGUUGGGAGAUGUAGCAUUUGCUUAUGCAGGUCACAAUGUGGUUCUGGAAAUUCAAGCAACGAUGCCUUCAUCGCCAGAGGUUCCUUCCAAGAAACCCAUGUGGAGGGGAGUUAUUUUGGCCUACAUAGGAGUUGCCUUCUGCUACUUCCCUGUUGCUCUGAUCGGAUACUACAUGUUUGGAAAUGCGGUUGAUGAUAACAUCCUCAUCACACUAGAGCGCCCUGUUUGGCUCAUUGCUGCAGCUAACCUUUUUGUUGUUCUUCAUGUUAUUGGAGGUUACCAAAUAUUUGCAAUGCCAAUGUAUGAUAUGCUCGAAACCUUCUUGGUUAAGAAAGUAAAGAUUCCACCUUCCUUUACACUUCGACUAAUAACUCGAAGUGUUUAUGUUGGCUUGACAAUGCUUGUUGGCAUAAGCGUCCCUUUCUUUGGUUCUCUUCUUGGAUUUCUUGGAGGGUUUGCCUUUGCCCCAACAUCAUACUUCCUUCCUUGUAUUAUAUGGCUUAAACUAAAAAAACCCAAGAUAUUUAGCUUGUCUUGGAUUAUAAAUUGGAUUUGCAUUAUUCUUGGUGUAUUGUUGAUGACAUUAUCUCCGAUCGGUGCCAUGAGGAAUAUCAUCCUAUCAGCGACGAACUACAAGUUCUUUUCAUAA